AUUAUCAUUAACAAACAAUCAAAAUCAAUCAAAAUUUUCAGCUCAAUUACAUUUCUAUUCCAAAAUCACUUAUAUUCCCUCUUUUGAAUCUCAGAAAUGUAUAGUCCGUUCUUCACAAAUCACCGGAGGUACCAGCAGCCCUACCCGACUUACCAUCCAUUUCACUCCGUUUACCACGCCGAUCCAGCGGAGAGGUCCGCAGCGCCGAAAGUAGUUCGGAUUCCUGUUCAAUUUGGUGGAUCCGAGCGAUUAGACCGGACGGAGUCGGCCGUGAAGAUACAGAAGGUUUUCAGGGGGUUUUUGGCGAGGAAGAGCCUGCGGAAGGUGAAGGACGUUAAAAUGGAGGUGGAUGAGAUCGAGGAGAGGCUGAGGAGGCGCGAAACCAUGGAGUUGGUGAAGACGGACGCGAAGGAGCGGUUACGGAUGAGCGAGAGUUUGAUGUCUCUGCUGCUGAAGCUGGAUUCGAUCCGCGGCGUGGAUCUCGGGGUUAGGGGAUGCAGGAAGGCUGUGAUUCGUAAGGCGAUCGGUUUGCAGGAGCGGAUUGACGCGAUCGUCGCCGGCGAAAUUGAGGGCGGGGAGAGUGAGUGUGGCGCGGAAUUGGAGGAAUCGUGCGGGAUGGAGAGGGGUAUGGGGGAUUGUGAGGAGAAGGCGAGUGGCGGAAGAGAGAGAGAGUUGUUGGAGAUGGUGGUGAAGGAGAAUGAGAAGAUGGUGAGGAUGAUGAGUGAGUUGUUUGAGAGGAAUGAGGCGCAGACGAAGAUGCUGAACGCGCUGACGCAGCGCGUGGGGAUGUUGGAGAGGGUGAUCGUGUGUGAUAGGUUGAGGAGGAAGAAGAAGAAGGCCGCGCCAUUGCCCUGUACAGACAAAUAAUUGUAUGUUGUUUACUUAUUGAUGGAAAUUCGUAUUUCUUUGAUGUAUUUCACUAAUUCGUAUUGUAAUUGACGGCGGGCAAUUGCAACACUCGUAUGCAUUUUAUUUUGUUCACAA
Salvia hispanica is the source of this 984-nucleotide messenger RNA. RefSeq lists its product as uncharacterized. Gene Ontology annotation, biological process: protein folding. The record is from RefSeq and is a predicted model, not a curated record. Gene Ontology annotation, cellular component: plasmodesma. Gene Ontology annotation, molecular function: protein-folding chaperone binding. NCBI's taxonomy places the organism in Eukaryota, Viridiplantae, Streptophyta, Magnoliopsida, Lamiales, Lamiaceae.